This is a messenger RNA of Micromonas pusilla CCMP1545, 381 nucleotides long. RefSeq lists its product as uncharacterized. The transcript has a single exon. The record is from RefSeq and is a predicted model, not a curated record. The coding region runs from base 1 to 381 and encodes 126 amino acids. Gene Ontology annotation, cellular component: nucleolus. Gene Ontology annotation, biological process: negative regulation of protein kinase activity. NCBI's taxonomy places the organism in Eukaryota, Viridiplantae, Chlorophyta, Mamiellophyceae, Mamiellales, Mamiellaceae. Gene Ontology annotation, molecular function: double-stranded RNA binding; protein kinase binding; protein kinase inhibitor activity.
AUGGAACGACCCUCAGGGGAAUUCCACACGUAUCGCAUGCACCGCCGCCGAGAGAUGCUGCGGCUGAACGCGAUGCACGCGGAGGACAAGGCGAACGCGGCCGAGGAGGCGUUCCGGAAGCGCCGCGCGGAGGUGGACGCGAUGGAGGAGGCCAAGCUGGAGAAGAACCGAAGCAAACGCGCGAAGAAAAAGGCGAAAGUCGCGGCGGCGCGAGAGGCGAAAAAGGCUGAGAGAGCGGCGUCGAAGAACGGACGCGGCGACGGCGGGGGAGGAGACGGCGGCGGCGGGGACGGCGGGGACGGGAAGGAGAAGAGCGGCGGGAGCAGCCCGAGGGAUAGCGACCAGGGCGCGGGCGCCGCGGACUUCGAGACGCUCGAUUAG